AUGGCAACCGAAAUUCACGUCGAAGAAGUAUUCGCUGUACCCGCCCACGUCCUCUACGAGGCAUUCCUCGAUUCUCACCAGAUGACCCGAGUGGGGUUGGGCGCCCCGGCUGAGAUUAUGCUGUAUAAAUGGCAAUUUGCAGGAGCCUUUGAAUAUGCCCUCUCUUGGAAUGCACAGGAUCCUAAAGUAGGAGGCAAUUUCUCGUGGAUGAACAAAGGCAUUGAGGGCGAAGUAACGGCGCUGACAACAAACAAGGAAAUCCAAAUGAAGUGGAGAUUCGCAGAGUGGGAAGCAGGCGUCUACUCCAACGUCAAGAUUACAUUCGACGCUGAAGAUUGUGACACGACUCGUGUAAUCAUUGAACAAAGUGGGAUUCCACUCACGGACAAAUUCCAAAAUGGCAACUGCGACGUGCGAGUGCGGGAAGGCUGGCGACAACACAUCAUCGACCGAUUCGAAAAAGUGUUGGGAUAUCCGCGUCAGAAGUGA
Neospora caninum is the source of this 489-nucleotide messenger RNA. Its product is annotated as Os08g0464000 protein, related. The transcript is spliced from 4 exons. Bases 1 to 489 code for a protein of 162 amino acids. The record is from RefSeq and is a predicted model, not a curated record. NCBI's taxonomy places the organism in Eukaryota, Apicomplexa, Conoidasida, Eucoccidiorida, Sarcocystidae.